AUGGAACACAAGGCAUACUGGACUCUGAAAUUUCUUAAUUUUGAUGAGGCUUUAUCAAGGGAAAACAGGAAGUUGCAACUCUUGGAGCUAGAAGAAAUGAGAUUGAAUGCCUAUGAAUCUUCAAGAUUGAAGUUGUUUCCAGGAAAGCUAAAGUCUAAAUGGUCUGGACCUUUCACCAUUAAGGAAGUCAAACCCUAUGGAGCAGUGGAAUUAUUCGACCCUCAAUCAGAAACUCCGGAUAGAACAUGGAUAGUAAAUGGUCAGAGAUUGAAGCUGUACCAUGGUGGGAACAUUGAGAGGCUAACCAUCAUUAUGCAAUUACAAGACCCUUAG
Molecule: messenger RNA, 333 nt
Organism: Glycine soja
Lineage: Eukaryota; Viridiplantae; Streptophyta; Magnoliopsida; Fabales; Fabaceae
Exons: 2
Coding region: 1-333 (110 amino acids)
Source: RefSeq, a predicted model, not a curated record